Messenger RNA from Engraulis encrasicolus (European anchovy), 8776 nucleotides. RefSeq names its product ankyrin repeat and KH domain containing 1 (gene ankhd1). The coding region runs from base 142 to 8634 and encodes 2830 amino acids. Gene Ontology annotation, cellular component: cytoplasm. Gene Ontology annotation, molecular function: protein binding; RNA binding. Gene Ontology annotation, biological process: innate immune response. The record is from RefSeq and is a predicted model, not a curated record. The transcript has 36 exons. Lineage: Eukaryota; Metazoa; Chordata; Actinopteri; Clupeiformes; Engraulidae.
GUUAAUGGCUUGAGGGAAAGAGAAUCGCUUCAGGAGAGUUUCGGGAUUUUUCUGAAGUGAAGCUUGACUUUUCUCAAGCAAUAUUACGAUAAAGAAAGUAAUAAGUUACUUUUGACCAAUACGUGUGAUAUCUAAAUAACUAUGCAGGAUGCAGUAGCCGGGACAGCAAUGAUGACGGACGGCUUUGAGGACGAGAUUGACUCCGUGACUCCUCGCCCCCCUGCUUUAGGGAUGGGGGUUGGAGCCACACCAGGACCCGGACUUGGUGGCCUUGGUAUUGGCGCAGGAGGAAAGAAAGUCCGCUUUUUUGGUGAGGCAGGUGGGCCUACAGCAGAUAGGAUUGAUUUUAAGCUCGCCGCAGCCGCAGUGCUCUCAUCUGGCCCCGGAUCUGGCAGCGACGAAGAUGAAGUAUCUGAGGUGGAGUCCUUUCUUCUAGAACAGGAGGACCUGGACAACCCGGUGCUGAAGACGGCCUCGGAGCUGCUUCUCUCCAGCGCUGCAGAUAACCUGGACCUGAGGAGAGUGGACCCAGAGACCCAAGCCCGUCUGGAGGCCCUACUGGAGGCUGCAGGCCUGGCCGAGCAGUCCAACGCAGACGGCAAAGCCUUUGCAGACCCUGAGGUGCUGCGGCAACUGACCUCCUCCGUGAGCUCCGCUCUGGACGAAGCGGCCGCCGCCCUGACACGCAUGAGGGCCGAGAACACGCUCAACGCCAGCCAAGCAGACAAUCUGGUUAUUUUUAGCCGCAGCCUGGCGGAGGCGUGCUCGGACGGGGACGUGAAUGCGGUGCGCAAGCUGCUGGAUGAGGGCCGCAGCGUCAACGAGCACACGGAGGAGGGCGAGAGCCUGCUGUGCCUGGCCUGCUCCGCCGGAUACUACGAGCUCGCACAGGUCCUAUUGGCCAUGCACGCCAAUGUGGAAGACCGGGGCAUCAAAGGCGACAUCACCCCCCUGAUGGGAGCAGCCAGCGGCGGUUACGUGGACAUAGUCAAACUGCUGCUGGUACACGGAGCAGACGUCAACGCACAAUCAUCCACAGGCAACACGGCGUUGACAUACGCGUGUGCGGGCGGCUUCCUGGACGUGGUUCGGGUGCUGCUGAAGGAGGGCGCCAACAUCGAGGACCACAACGAGAACGGCCACACGCCCCUCAUGGAGGCGGCCAGCGCCGGCCACGUGGAGGUGGCCCGCGUUCUGCUGGAGUACGGCGCCGGCAUCAACACGCACUCCAACGAGUUCAAGGAGAGCGCACUCACACUCGCCUGCUACAAAGGACAUCUAGAGAUGGUGCACUUUCUUCUGCAGGCCGGAGCCGACCAGGAGCACAAGACAGACGAAAUGCACACAGCUCUCAUGGAGGCAUGCAUGGACGGUCACGUGGAGGUGGCUCGGCUGCUACUGGACAGUGGUGCCCAGGUGAACAUGCCUGCGGACUCGUUCGAGUCUCCCUUGACGCUGGCGGCGUGUGGCGGCCACGUGGAGCUGGCGCACCUGCUGAUCGAGCGCGGUGCCAACCUGGAGGAGGUCAACGACGAGGGAUACACCCCGCUCAUGGAGGCCGCCCGCGAGGGACACGAGGACAUGGUGACCCUGCUACUCUCACAAGGAGCCAACAUCAAUGCCCAGACGGAGGAGACGCAGGAGACGGCGCUGACGCUGGCUUGCUGCGGGGGCUUCCUGGAGGUGGCCGACUUCCUGAUCAAGGCCGGCGCCGACAUCGAGCUGGGCUGCUCCACGCCACUCAUGGAGGCCGCGCAGGAGGGACACCUGGAGCUCGUCAAAUACCUUCUGGCAGCAGGUGCAGACGUCCACGCCACCACGGCGACGGGAGACACGGCGCUCACGUACGCUUGUGAGAAUGGACACACAGAUGUCGCUGACGUGUUGCUGCAGACCGGAGCAGACCUGGAGCACGAGUCAGAGGGCGGCAGGACUCCACUGAUGAAGGCCGCCAGAGCAGGCCACCUGUGCACCGUCCAGUUCCUCAUCAGCAGAGGUGCGGAUGUGAACAGGGCGACGGCUAACAAUGACCACACAGUGGUGUCACUGGCGUGCGCUGGAGGACACCUGGCCGUGGUGGAGCUGCUGCUGGCACACGGGGCCGACCCCACACACAGACUCAAGGAUGGCUCUACGAUGCUGAUUGAGUCGGCUAAAGGUGGCCACACCAACGUGGUGUCCUACCUGCUGGACUACCCCAACAACGUGCCCGCUGUGGAGAUCUCGCACAUCACCUCCCCCUCACACGAUGCCUCCCAGGCUCCCAGAGUCCCAUUCCAGGCGCUGGCCAUGGUGGUGCCUCCUCAGGAACCAGACAGAGUUCCAUCCAGCUCCUCACCCGUUUCCAGCAAAGGCAUGUCUAAGCAGCGGCUAGCCCAGCUCCAGAACUCACCUGGUGUGGCUGGCUGUGCCGCUGCGGCCGCCGGUGGUGUCGUCUGUGGGGGUAAUGGUGGCGUUGGCGUUGGUGGUGGCCUGGACGCGGAGCUGCUGCAGCCCUUCCACCCGUACCAGCAGCCGCUGGAGUGCAUCGUGGAGGAGACGGAGGGCAAGCUGAACGAGCUGGGCCAGCGCAUCAGUGCCAUCGAGCGUGCCCAGCUGCAGUCGCUGGAGCUCAUCCAGGGCGAGCCGCUCACCAAAGACAAGAUCGAGGAGUUGAAGAAGAGCCGCGAGGAGCAGCUGCAGAAGAAGAAGAAGAUCCUGAAGGAGCUGCAGAAGGUGGAGCGCCAGCUGCAGCUCAAGACGCAGCAGCAGUUCACCAAAGAGUACAUGGAGGCCAAGGGCCCCCGCGGCGCCCUCGAGCCGGGACCAGGGGCAGGGGUGGAGAGCAGCACAGCGCCCGGCGCCCCCCUGCCCCUGCCCGGCCAGCAGCCGCCGCCCCAGCCGGGCCCAAACAACUACACCGCCGCCGGCGGCGUCAUGGAUGCAGAGCUCCUACAGCAGCAGGCUCUGGCGGGAGACUACCGCGCCCUCAUGCCACCCUUCGACGUGGACGAUGACGCCGACGACGACGUGGAGGUGGCCGACCUCGGGGAGGACGACGAGGGGGUGGAGGAUCCGGAGUACGCCAAGCUGCCGCAGGUGGACACCAUCCUGUACCGCGACGCCUCCCAGCCCCCGCCUCCUCCACCUCCGCCUCCGCCUCCCCCUCCGCCCCCACAGGCCGCGUCAGAUCUCCAGGCGCCGCCGUCCCCUCUGCCGCCGUCGUCCCUCUCCCCACUGCCCUCUCCCGCGCCGGGCUUCGUGCCCAUCCAGCCAUCCUUGGCCGCCGCGCAGCAGCAGUCCACCGACUUCACGGGCAGUGGCGGCGGUUGCAUGGGCGUGGUCGGUGUCGGGGGCAUGGUGGAGUACCCGUGCGUGGAGGAGGGAAGCCCCGAGCUGCAGAGGGCCAUGCUGGGGCAGCAGCUGCAGCAGCUGGGGCCGGGCGGGCUCAUGGCACAGGGCCCCGACGGCCUCAUGGUGGCCACGCCCGCGCAGACGCUCACCGACACGCUGGACGACAUCAUGGCGGCAGUGGGCAGCAGAGUUCCCAUGAUCCCUCCCACCUCCCCCACGCCUCCGGCCCCCGGACAGCUACCCGGCACAGCGGGCUCACCCUCCAUGCUGCCCCUCUACCCCUCCGUCGACAUUGACGCCUAUACGGAGAGCAAUCAUGACACGGCGCUGACGCUGGCGUGCGCUGGGGGGCACGAGGAGCUGGUGUCGGUGCUCAUCACACACGGAGCCAACAUCGAGCACCGCGACAAGAAGGGCUUCACUCCUCUGAUCCUGGCGGCCACAGCCGGGCAUGUUGGAGUGGUGGAGAUCCUGCUGGACAAGGGAGGAGACAUCGAGGCCCAGUCCGAGAGAACCAAAGACACACCCCUCUCCCUGGCCUGCUCCGGGGGACGACAGGAGGUGGUUGAGCUGCUGCUGCUGCGUGGGGCCAAUAAGGAGCACCGUAACGUGUCGGACUACACCCCCCUCAGCCUGGCCGCCUCUGGGGGAUACGUCAACAUCAUCAAGAUCCUGCUCAACGCCGGAGCAGAGAUCAACUCCAGGACGGGCAGUAAGCUGGGCAUCUCUCCGCUGAUGUUGGCGGCGAUGAACGGCCACGUGCCGGCGGUGAAGCUGCUGCUGGACAUGGGCUCCGACAUCAACGCGCAGAUCGAGACCAACCGCAACACGGCGCUCACGCUGGCCUGCUUCCAGGGCCGCGCCGAGGUCGUCAGCCUGCUGCUCGACCGCCGCGCCAACGUGGAGCACCGCGCCAAGACGGGUCUGACUCCGCUGAUGGAGGCUGCGUCGGGCGGCUAUGCAGAGGUGGGCCGCGUGCUGCUGGACAAGGGUGCGGACGUCAACGCCCCUCCUGUCCCCUCCUCUCGUGACACGGCACUCACCAUCGCCGCCGACAAGGGCCACUACAAGUUCUGCGAGCUCCUCAUCAUCAGAGGGGCCCACAUCGACGUGCGUAACAAGAAGGGCAACACCCCUCUGUGGCUCGCGGCCAAUGGCGGCCAUUUUGAUGUUGUCCAGCUGCUGGAGCAGUCAGGAGCUGACGUGGACUCCGCAGACAACCGCAAAAUCACCCCCCUCAUGGCCGCCUUCCGCAAGGGCCAUGUCAAAGUUGUGCAAUACCUGGUGAAGGAGGUGAACCAGUUUCCUUCAGACAUAGAGUGCAUGAGAUACAUCGCCACCAUUGCGGAUAAGGAGUUGCUGAAGAAAUGCCACCAGUGCAUGGAGACCAUAGUGAAAGCCAAGGACCAACAGGCUGCCGAGGCCAACAAGAAUGCCUGCAUCCUCCUCAAGGAGCUGGACCUGGAGAAGUCCCGUGAGGAGAGCAAGAAGCAAGCGCUGGCUGCGAAGCGAGAGAAGCGCAAGGAGAAACGCAAGAAGAAGAAAGAGGAGCAGAAGAGGAAGGCGGAGGAGGAGGAGGAGGCUAAGGUCAAACAAGUCUUUGAUGAGAAGGACCAGAAGGAGGACUCCGCAGAUGAAGCCGAGGUGCCCAUUGAGCCUCCCAGCGCCACCACGACCACCACCAUCGGAAUCUCUGCCACCUCGCCCACCUUCACCUCCGCCUUCGGCAAGAAGCGCGCCAGCCUCACCACGCUGCCCUCCGCCGGCCGCAAGAGCAAGAAGAACAAGCUGAAGGAGACGGUGUGCCCGACCGGCACACAGCCCAUCAUCCUACAGGACCCCCAGGUGGCGCUGGCCCCCCACAAGGCCGACCGCAACAAGAUCAACGGCGAGCCUCGAGGUGGCGGAGUGCCGGGCGGCAACAGCGACUCGGAUAACCUGGACAGCGGCGACUGCAACAGCGAGAGCAGCAGCGGCAGUGGCGGCGGUGGCAGUGGCAGCAAGAUCCGGGAGCUCAGCGACGUCCCCUCGUCCUCUUCGUCGUCCUCCUCGUCCUCAUCCUCCCAUUCCUCCUCGGCUCUCCUGGGCAUCGCUGCUGGGCACAAGAUGCAGCAGCCCACGCCCGACAAACAUCAGAAUGCCAGAGAGGAGAAGGUCUCCCCCUCUAAGCCCCAACAGAAGGUCCAUGACGGUGAUUCUCACUCAUCCUCGUUCUCAUCGGUGAAGAGCACCUCACUGCCCAUCACCUCCCCCAGCAACAAGAUGAACCUCACCAGCCCCAAGAGAGGCCAGAAGAGAGAGGAUGGAUGGAAAGAGGUGGUGCGGAGUUGUUCUGUCUCCAGAUCCAAGAAGCUGCCGGUGCCGGCCUCGGUGGUGUCUCGCAUCAUGGGCAGAGGCGGCUGCAACAUCACGGCCAUCCAGGACGUCACCGGAGCGCACAUCGACGUGGACAAGCAGAAGGACAAGAAUGGCGAGCGCAUGAUCACCAUCAGGGGAGGCACAGAGUCGACCCGGCACGCAGUGCAGCUGAUCAACGCGCUGAUCCAGGACCCGGCCAAAGAGCUGGAGGACCUGAUCCCCCGCAACCACAUUCGCCAGCCGGGCGGCACCAGCACCCGCGUGGGCUCCACGCACACCACCGCCACCGCCACCAACACCACGGUGGCCAGCUCCCGAGGCCUGCCCCCGGCCGUGCCCUCCGCCACCAUGCCCACCUCCUACCAGGCAGCGGCGGCCGCGCAGGGUGCCCAGCAAGGCGGCAAGCUGGCCAAGAACAUAGUGGCUGCUGCGGCGGCGGCGUCCGCAGGCGUGCGUCCUCCGUUCGUCUCCCUGCCUCUCGCCUACACCCACCCACAGCUGGCGCUGCUGGCCAUGCAGCAGAUCCGACACCCGCGGCUGCCCAUGGCGCAGUUCGGCGGCACGUUCACGCCCUCGCCCAACACCUGGGGACCGUUCCCCGUACGGCCCAUCAGCCCCGGAAGUGCCAACAGCUCGCCCAAGCACAGCGGUGGAGGAGCCGGUGGCAGCAGCGGUAACAACGCGUCAGCUCCACGACCCUCUCCAGCAGCAGGCAGUGCCCACCCUGAGCACCUCACGUCUCCAGCGUCCAGCACCACCAACACCAGUGCUGCCCACUCUUCUUCCACCACCACCCCCUCCACCAGCUCCACCCCAGCGCCCCCCACCAACACCCCGCUCUCCACAGCGCCUACGCCCUCAUCCACUUCGGCGCCGCACGCCCACACCCACACACCCUCCUCCGCACGCAAGCAGCUCUUUGCCACAGAGCCCAAGGCUGCAACGACCACCACUACGCAGCCUUUGGCGGUGCCCAUCGCCACCAACAGCGCUCCGGCCGCUUCGGCACCCCAGACGCCCACCAACUCCUCCGCCACGCCAGUCACCUUCGCGCCCACUGUCCGCAGGACCCCGCCACUGCCUCCCGCCACUUUCACGUCCCCCUCGCAGCAACAGCAGCAGCAGCCUGGUGUCGGCAAGCAAGAGCACGCGCUGGGAGGAGGGAAGGACAAGGCUCUGGCAGAGCUGCCGGUGCCCAACGCCUCAUCCUCCCCCGACAGCCCCGGCGGUGGCGGCGUCAUGCCCUUGCCGGCCUCGCCCACGCCUCAGCCACUGCUGCACGGCCAGGGAGAGCCCUCCACCAUCUCCAGGCCUACCGGUCCCUCUGCGUUCUCCAGCGGCGACCCCAGCAGCAUGGCCAUGUCCCAGCAGACCUCUAUGCCGGUGCCUCGACCCAUGCUGGCUAGCAACAACAACAGCAGCAGCAGCAACCCCCACGCCAACCUCAGCGGACCCAUACCUCAGUACGCACCACCACGUGUACAGAACCCUGCCUCCAUGUACGCUGUGGGUGCAGCAGGGCUGUCCCUGCAGGAGCAGCAGCAGCAGCAGCAGCAGAGUGUGUUCGUGCCUCCAGGCCCCUCUCCACAAGACCUCCACAGACCCCAGCAGCAGCAGCAUCAGCAGCCCAGCCCGUCGCCCAUUGGCAUGCCGCCCUCGUCCCUGCCCGGCUCGGCUUCCGGCGUGGGCAUGAUGAACGGCUCCCACCACAUGCACCACCCUCCCCCUCCCCCUCCCCAGCCCGGCGCACCCAAGAUGCACCCCCCGCCUAGCUACGGCCCCACCGCCCUCUUCAAUCACUUUGGCAGCAUCUUUGAGACCAACCAGCACCAGGUGGGCCACCACCACAAUCAGGUGUGGGGCGGAUGCCAGCUGUCCAGCAAUCGCGCAGAACAGCAGCAACAUCAUCAACAGCAGCAGCAGCAGCAGCAGCAACAGCAGCAGCAGCAACAGUACGGUGCCCCACCGUCUGCAUACGUGGAUGAUGGCAGCGGUGUGGCGCAGCUGGACGGCGUGAUGGGCGCGGGAGACAGCUCCAAAGCACCCGGCUACCGCUGCGUCUCACAGAAGAUGGCUCCCAGCCCAAUAGGCAUGCACCCCAUGGACCCCUCCAGCAACUCCUUGUCGUCCUCGGCUGCGUUGACGAGCUUCAGCACGAGCAUGGCUGCCAACCCCGCCGUCUACCUGCAGGGCUCGGCAGGCAUGGGCCCCCCCUCCUUCAGCCGCCAGCACUUCUCCCCGCUCCCCUGGGGAGCCUCCUCCUCCUGCAAGAGGAUCAGAGGCGAGUCCCCGGUGCCCUCUGUGUCGUCCGGCGGUGGCUCGGUGUCGGCCAUGUGCCCCGCAGCCGUGAUGCCCCAGAUGGCCGCCAAGGCCAGCGGCGCCGGCCCGCAGGGGGACCGCAAGGUGCCCCCGCCCAUCGGCACCGAGCGCCUGGCACGCAUACGGCAGACCGGCUCAGUCAACCACGCCAUGCACCCCGCCAGCUACACGCCAAACGUGGGCCAGGGAGGCAUCUGGUCCUUUGGCGUGGGAAGUGCCACAGAGCCCAUGGCGGGCUGGUCUCAGCCCCUGAUGGGGGGUCACGUGAUGCCCCAGCAGCUGGCUGAGCAGUCGGCCUUCUCGCAGCACCAGGCCAUGGAGCGGGACGACACGGGCAUCGUGGCCCCCUCAAACACCUUCCACCAGCCCGUGCCCACCAACUUCAUGGACUUCUCCAAGGGGUUGCCCAUGUCUGUGUAUGGGAACACCAUGAUGCCCCCCCACCCCCCAAUGGCGGAGGCCCCAGGGGGCCCCAUGUACAACGGUCUACACGCCGCGGACCCCGCCUGGAGUCCCAUCCUCAAACUAGUGCCCAACGCGGCCGAGAACACGGAUCCUCAACAGGUGUGGCCUGGGACCUGGGCGCCUCACGUGGGAAGUGUGCACCUGAAUCAUGUCAACUAAAACACACACCUAGCUGGUGAAAUAGUAGGACCAGUGCGAAGAACGUAGGUAAAAGGAAAUAAAAAAGAAGAAAAUGAAACUAGAAGAUUUAAAACACAAUGACUUUAACCUUAAGCGUAUCCCCAAAUUACAGAAAGAAAUA